Molecule: messenger RNA, 1336 nt
Organism: Lathyrus oleraceus (garden pea)
Lineage: Eukaryota; Viridiplantae; Streptophyta; Magnoliopsida; Fabales; Fabaceae
Product: transcription factor MYB36
Exons: 3
Coding region: 209-1246 (345 amino acids)
Source: RefSeq, a predicted model, not a curated record
GAAUUAAUAUUAAUAUAUAAUGAAGAAAAAAGGAAAAGGUGAGAUGUGUAAGACUUUUUGUCCUCUUAAGCAUCACAUCAGCCAUUUUUUCUUACCUAUAAAUCAUUCUCUCCCUUCCAAGUAGUUUCCCAACAAUCUUACAACAAAACUUUCAUCAUCAUCAUCAAGAGAAUUAAACCUAAUUUGUGAGAGAUCUUAACAACAAAAGAUGGGAAGGGCUCCAUGUUGUGACAAGGCUAAUGUGAAGAAAGGACCUUGGUCUCCUGAAGAAGAUACUACUCUCAAAUCCUACAUUGAAACAAAUGGAACUGGUGGAAAUUGGAUUGCUCUUCCUCAAAAAAUUGGGCUCAAGAGAUGCGGAAAGAGUUGUAGACUUAGGUGGUUAAAUUACUUGAGACCUAAUAUAAAACAUGGUGGAUUUACUGAAGAAGAAGACAACAUUAUUUGCAGCCUUUACAUUAGCAUUGGAAGCAGGUGGUCCAUUAUUGCUGCUCAGUUACCUGGAAGAACUGAUAAUGAUAUAAAAAACUAUUGGAACACAAGAUUGAAGAAGAAAUUACUCGGGAAGCGUAAACAAUCGACGAAUAAUACUAAUAACAACAGCUUGAUGAUGAACCAAAAGGACACAGAUGAGAAUUCUUAUUCAAACUCAUUGAGUAGUUCAGCUCUUGAAAGACUUCAACUUCAUAUGCAACUUCAAACCCUUCAAAACCCUUUUGGUUUUUACAAUAAUAACCUUUCUGUAUGGCCAAAGUUGCAUCCUUCUCAGGAAAAAAUGAUCCAAAUUAGUCUCCAAAACUCUAAUAACAACACUAUGAUGCAAUUGCAAAGUGCUUUCCCUUCACCACAGGUUGAAUGUUUGGAGAAUAUUAGCAAUUCCGUUCCCUUCGACGCUUCUGAAAACAACGAUAAUAAUAAUAAUAAUCAUUAUGGUUCAAUGGAUGCUUCAAGUGUUGCACCAAUUAGAGGACAAGGUGUUGAGAAGAGUAGUAAUGAAGGAAUUCAGCGACUGGAAAAUGAGCUAGAUGAGAUUCUCAACAACAGAAACAUUAUUGCUACUACAAUGGAAGAUGAAUUUGAUUGUUUCAAAGAAAUGAACAAUAAUGGCUCAAAGGAUCAAAGCUUGAUUUGGUGGUCAAAUGAAUCAGGUGAUACUAAAUCAGGAUCGUCGAACUCGUGGGAUUCGUCGACGAAUCUUAUUCAAGAAGGGAUUUUCCAAGAUUAUGAACUAGGUUAUGGUUUGUAAUACUAAAAUUAAACAUAUGGAUAUUUAACUUUCUAAUUUGUUGUCUUGUUUGAUCAUAAGAAUGAUGAGUUGUAACUGCAGGUCUUGUAA